AUGGAGAACAUAAGGAGGAAUUUUGCUUUGGAGCCCAACAGGUCAAUCAGAUAUACAGUGACUGAGUUUGUCCUCCUGGGUUUUCCUGGUCAUAGGGAAAUGCAAAAUCUCCUCUUUUUCUUAAUAUUAGUGGUGUACAUCCUGACUUUGUUGGGUAAUGGAGCCAUUGUCUGUGCAGUGAAAUGGGACAAGCAGCUCCACACACCCAUGUACAUCCUCCUGGGAAACUUUGCUUUCCUUGAAAUAUGGUAUGUUUCUUCUACGGUUCCCAACAUGUUAGUCAACUUUCUGUCAGAGACCAAGACUAUUUCCUUCUCUGGUUGCUUCUGCCAGUUCUACUUCUUUUUCUCCCUGGGUACUACUGAGUGUUUCUUCCUAUCAAUCAUGGCAUAUGAUCGAUACCUAGCCAUCUGCCGACCUCUACACUACCCCACCAUCAUGACAGGGAGGUUCUGCGCCAAUCUGAUAUCUGCCUGCUGGGUGAGUGGAUUCCUUUGUUACCCAAUUCCCAUCAUUCUCAUAUCUCAGCUGCCCUUCUGUGGGCCUAACAUCAUUGAUCACUUUGUCUGUGACCCAGGCCCAUUAUUUGCACUUAUUUGUGUCCCUGCUCCUGUUAUUAAACUCAUCUGCUAUACUUUCAACUCCAUGAUUAUCUUCGGACCCUUUCUCUCCAUCCUUGGAUCUUACACCCUGGUCCUCAGAGCUGUACUUCGUGUUCCCUCUGGUGCUGGCCGACGUAAAGCCUUCUCCACAUGUGGAUCCCAUCUGAUGGUUGUGUCUCUGUUCUAUGGCACUCUGAUGGUGAUGUAUGUAAGCCCAACAUCUGGGAAUCCAGCUGGAAUGCAGAAGAUUGUCACACUGGUGUACUCAGUAGUAACUCCACUCUUAAACCCCCUGAUCUACAGUCUACGCAACAAAGAUAUGAAAAAUGCCCUGAGGAAAGUCCUAGGAGGAUUAAAAAUUAGCCAAAGUCCAUGA
Messenger RNA from Gracilinanus agilis (Agile Gracile Mouse Opossum), 978 nucleotides. Its product is annotated as olfactory receptor 11H6-like. Bases 1 to 978 code for a protein of 325 amino acids. Gene Ontology annotation, biological process: G protein-coupled receptor signaling pathway. Gene Ontology annotation, cellular component: membrane. The record is from RefSeq and is a predicted model, not a curated record. The transcript has 2 exons. NCBI's taxonomy places the organism in Eukaryota, Metazoa, Chordata, Mammalia, Didelphimorphia, Didelphidae. Gene Ontology annotation, molecular function: G protein-coupled receptor activity; olfactory receptor activity.